Messenger RNA from Prunus armeniaca (apricot), 264 nucleotides. NCBI's taxonomy places the organism in Eukaryota, Viridiplantae, Streptophyta, Magnoliopsida, Rosales, Rosaceae. The record is from the annotation of a GenBank genome assembly.
AUGUCCAUUUUUCAGGGGAAACUUUGGCGAAAUUUCAGCAGAAAGUCUCGUUCUCUUAUUAAGUGCCACAUAAUACGUCCCGAAUUCCGUGGAGUUCGGGGCGGGUCCUAUCAGCAGUGGGUUAGUUUGAUGAGUGUCAUCAUUAGGCAGAAGGUCGAGCUUGGUCGCAAGAAGAGGCAUGAGGUUGGAAGUAUUGAUGAGCAGAUCAGGCAGUUUCAGGAAAGGAGGGCUGCUAUUCUUACCGAGGUCUCCAAGGAUAUUUGA